CGUGAUUCGCCACCACGAUCCCUCUGUGCUUGUAGUUUAGCUUGACAAACAGCGGACCUCACUUUUGGGCACCCAUGGGAGGUAUGUGGACGUGAAUUAUGCGUUUUAAGAUCGACCUGGGGCAAAAAUGCAAUGGAGGUCGAUAGUAGUUGGUCUGGUCGUAUUAAGACUCUCUCUCAGCUGUGUGCUGUGGUUAGCCUUCGGACUGGGAACCAACCUUAGCUGGGGGUUCAACUUCCACCUCAGUUUUAAUUUGCACAAAUUAGACUUGUUGUUCAGGGAGGAAAAGGAAUCCGACCAGACUGCUAACUCGUGGUCUCGACGAAUACCGGGUCCCAAGUAUGAAGAGACGGCGAACACCUGUGUCAAGGUUGGAGCGGACUCGCCCAAGAGAUCUUACCUGAACCUCUUCGAUGGCAACAAGGACGAGUACGUCCGCAGAUACAGCUCUUUUCCGGACACCCUAAAAACAAAAAUGAAAGCGAUGGCCAAAGAAAUGUUCUAUUUCGGAUACGACAAUUACAUGAAACAUGCCUUUCCAGAGGACGAGCUGAAUCCCAUUGACUGUGAAGGGAGGGGUCCAGACGUGUUAAACCCGUCAAACAUCAACAUAAACGAUGUCUUGGGGAAUUAUUCCCUCACGCUCAUUGACACCUUGGACACCCUGCUGGUGCUCGGUAAUGUGACCGAAUUCCAGAGAGCUGUCAGACUGGUUAUAGAUACGGUGUCUUUUGACAAGGAUUCAACUGUGCAGGUUUUUGAGGCAAACAUCAGGAUCUUGGGAAGUCUUAUCUCAGCGCACAUUCUGUUGACUGACCAAAAGCAUCCAUUUGGCAAGGUUGGCUUUGAAGGUUAUGAUAAUGAGCUGCUGCACUUGGCUCACGACUUGGCUGUCCGCUUGCUGCCAGCCUUUGAGAACACCAGUACAGGGAUUCCUUUCCCCAGAGUGAACCUGAAGACUGGUGUUCCUCCUAAUAGCGUCAAUGAGACCUGUACUGCAGGAGCAGGCUCCCUGCUGGUGGAGUUUGGGAUUUUGAGCCGUUUGAUUGGAGAUUCAACAUUUGAGUGGGUGGCUAGACGAGCUGUCAGAGCUCUGUGGAAUCUGAGAAGCAACGAAACUGGUCUGUUGGGAAAUGUUGUAAAUAUCCAAACUGGUCAAUGGAUCGGCAAGCAAAGUGGUCUUGGAGCAGGAAUGGACUCAUUCUAUGAGUACUUGCUUAAAUCAUACAUCCUUUUUGGUGAAAAAGAGGACUACCAGAUGUUUCAAGCUGCUUAUAAAAGCAUACAAAACCAUCUGAGAAGAGGACGAGAGUCAUGCAACGAAGGAGAGGGUGACCCGCCUCUUUAUGUUAAUGUGAAUAUGUUUAGUGGCGAGAUAAUGAACACUUGGAUUGACUCUCUUCAGGCCUUUUUUCCUGGGCUGCAGGUGCUGAAUGGUGAUGUAGAUGAUGCCAUUUGCCUGCAUGCAUUCUACUAUGCCAUCUGGAAGCGCUUUGGAGCUUUGCCGGAGAGAUAUAACUGGCAGCUCCAAGUACCUGACGUUCAUUUCUACCCUUUAAGACCAGAGCUGGUGGAGUCAACUUACCUCCUGUACCAGGCGACCAAAAAUCCUUUCUAUUUGCAUGUUGGAAUGGAUAUUCUUCACAGCCUUGAGAAAAAUGCCAAAGUCAGAUGUGGGUAUGCCACUCUCCACCAUGUGGUGGACAAAUCCAAAGAGGAUCGCAUGGAGAGUUUUUUCCUCAGUGAAACCUGCAAAUACCUUUAUCUGCUAUUUGAUGAGGACAACCCACUUCACAGAUCUGAUAACAAGUACAUCUUCACUACCGAGGGCCACGUCGUGCCUAUAGACAAACGCUUCAGAGAGAAACAGUGGAACGAUUUGUUUCCAUGUGAGGGGGGAGCGUUGGCAGAAACUGAGCCGAAUAACCAGCCACCCCCUAGCAACAUCAGCAAUUGUAACAGGAUCCCAGAGGAGCGACGGUAUACUCUGCCGUUAAAGAGCGUCUACAUGAGGCAGAUCGAUCAUAUGGUGGGACUUUUUUGAGUAAAAGGAAAGAAAUGGAGACAUAAAAAACCUUCGGUGCACCUUCCUAGUUGCUGAUGCUGUGAUCUUAGAGGAGACUCUCUUCAGUUCAAAAUCUUUGUCCUGUCUGUUCUGCUGUUCUGGAUUCAGACAGGAAACUGACACUAACAGAGUCCUGAGAAGUCUGAUUACAUGCUGUGUUAAAUUUAAAAGUUUAGGUGGGUAUUUUUCUCAUUUGGUGAGUGAGCAUGACGUCAGCAUAGAUGACAGCUCUGUUUGGAAAAUGGGGAGUCGUCUUCACUGAAGUUUUGAAUGGUAACAAACUAAGAAUAAUUUGUUUUAGAGUAAGUGAUGUCUUCUUGUGGAGCAAACGGAACAAAAGUACAGUCAGGUUUAAGUGUGUUAAUGUGUGUGUGUGUGUUUUAAACAGCUGAGCUGUGAAUCAUAAUGUUGAGUUUAUGGGAACAGUGCCAUUUAUCCUCACAAAUAUAAAAAGCAUAGCCUAUAAAAACACUCGCCUGACAAAGAACAUUAUAAUCAGUGCCUCUUUGCAGUUGAUUCACUCGACUACAUUUGUGCUUUAACAUAAGGGCUGCACAUUAAUGAAGUGUAAUAGUUUAUGACUUAAGCACAUACAGUAAAACCCUUACUCUGCAUGAGGUUGCUUGAAAAUGUGCCUGCACAAACAAUGCUUUUCUCUUGUACAUCUGAGGUCAGUUUUCAGAUUUGUUGAAACAGUUGUCGGGUCUCUUUCACUAUAGAUAUUCCCCCGCAUAAACAGCACUAACCAUAUUGCAAGGGCAAACUACAUCCUGCCUGUUGGCUGUUAAAUAUUUUCUCAUAAUGCUGAUUAAAUAUAGUACUCAUAAAAACAGAAUUGUUGAUCUCACAAGCUCGUAGUAACUUAUUAUCUUACACAGGGCAAAUAGCUGUGCCAUGACCCCAUGAAAGUAAGUUUCAGGAUAAUACUUUUAAGUGCCUUCCAUUUGUCUUGGUCUGUCUAGAUGCCACACUGUGCAUAUUAGUUGUGGAUAACAUUGUUGAAAAUGUUUUGAGGCCACUGUCAAUAUUGCACAAAAAAUGUCAUUCCAUGUGUAUGUGCGGUUUUACACUGAUAAUGACAUGACACUCUUCUGUUUAGAAAUGACAAGCCAAGCCAUAAAAUGUGUUGUUUUUUUAAAUGCAAGGUCAUGUUUAACACAUGUAUAGUCUUCUGCUUUGUUUAUAAUUUUCUCUUGUUUAAUGGAUAUAGUUGUCUUUCACUGUUUUUCUUAAAUGCGCAUCAUACCUAUUAAUUGCCAUGUGGUAAGAACUCAGGGUUUAAUAGAAAUAAAUAAAUGAAUGAAUGCUUUCAUAAGAAAUAAAACUUUCUUGUAAUGUU
Melanotaenia boesemani (Boeseman's rainbowfish) is the source of this 3404-nucleotide messenger RNA. It is a transcript of the gene edem1, whose product is annotated as ER degradation enhancer, mannosidase alpha-like 1. NCBI's taxonomy places the organism in Eukaryota, Metazoa, Chordata, Actinopteri, Atheriniformes, Melanotaeniidae. The transcript is spliced from 12 exons. Bases 128 to 2044 code for a protein of 638 amino acids. The record is from RefSeq and is a predicted model, not a curated record. Gene Ontology annotation, biological process: mannose trimming involved in glycoprotein ERAD pathway; endoplasmic reticulum mannose trimming; carbohydrate metabolic process. Gene Ontology annotation, cellular component: endoplasmic reticulum; membrane. Gene Ontology annotation, molecular function: calcium ion binding; mannosyl-oligosaccharide 1,2-alpha-mannosidase activity.